Molecule: messenger RNA, 2340 nt
Organism: Biomphalaria glabrata
Lineage: Eukaryota; Metazoa; Mollusca; Gastropoda; Planorbidae
Product: X-ray repair cross-complementing protein 5-like
Exons: 20
Coding region: 257-2047 (596 amino acids)
Biological process (GO): telomere maintenance; cellular response to X-ray; double-strand break repair via nonhomologous end joining
Cellular component (GO): nucleus; Ku70:Ku80 complex
Molecular function (GO): DNA helicase activity; double-stranded DNA binding; damaged DNA binding
Source: RefSeq, a predicted model, not a curated record
UACUCAGAAAGACAAAGAUAAUAGGCUCAAUAGCACAUUCCUCACUCCAUAUAUAUGCUAGGACAAAUUUGUACAAAUGCUCCUUCUUCCCUAGUGCUAUUAGUAAGUAUUAAUAAUUAAGUAUUAGAGCAUGGAAUGGGUUGCCUGAGCCAGCCAAGAAAACCAAUGACUAGAUUUAUCUAGGAAAAUGCAUAGGAUGUAAUCAUCUUCUUUUUUGAAGUAAUGUCUGUAUUUUAUAAGUGUAAGAAUUUAAAACAUGGCUGACUUUGGUUAUGCUCGAUAUGGUGAUGAGGAUGAGAACGAAGAAGAUGAGGAAGGAGAAGUUGGAUCAUCUUCACGCCUUAAUCAGAGAGAUGGCCUCAUUUUCUUGAUUGACGCCUCCGAGUCAAUGUUUGAUGAUUUAUUCCAAUUGUCUUUGAAAGCUGUGAAGUCUACCAUGCAAAACAAAAUCAUCAGCAGUGAGAGAGAUUUAAUUGGAACUGUUUUCUUUGGCACUGAAAAGAAAGACAAUCCCCAUGACUUCAAUCAUAUCUACAUAUACCAGUCUCUUGAACAACCAGGUGCUCAGAGAAUUUUAGAUCUAGAAGAGUUAGAGAAUAAUGGUAUAUCAACAUUUGAUAAAGACUUUGGUCAUAGUAGAAACUAUUCUCUUGGUGAUGCAUUCUGGACCUGUCUGGAAAUGUUUUCUAAAGCUGACAGCAACAAAACCAUGGGCUCCAAGAGAAUUCUACUUUUUACCAACACAGAUGAUCCACAUAGUGGCAACACCAAGCUUAAGAAUUUUGCUGAGACGAAAGCCUUUGAUCUGAGCAGUAACAACAUUGUCUUGGAAUUGAUGCAUUUAAAAAAAUCAGGAGAAACGUUUGAUUUCAAUAUAUUCUACAAGAAGCUGCUUUACAUUAAUGAUGAUGAGCUUACAGAAUUGCCAGAUCCUUCUGAUAAGAUUGAAGAACUUUUACAAAGAGUUCGAGCAAAAGAUCACAAGAAAAGAGCAUUGAGAAGAAUUCCUUUAAGUCUUGGAGAAGGUCUGAACAUAUCUGUUGGAGUGUAUAAUUUAGUUCGGCACUGCCCAAAGCCAACAUCUAUUAAACUAAACAAAAAAGAUAAUGCAGAGCUUGUAACUCACACAAAGACAUACUUACAAGAGACUGGAGAGGUGCUCAUGCCUCAAGACCUCAAGAAAUCUCAGACUUACGGUGGGCGUAAAAUUUGUUUUGAAAAUGACGAAGUUGCUGAGAUGAAAAAAUUUGGAGAGCCAGGUCUGUACUUGAUGGGAUUCAAACCUACAGCUUGUCUAAAGAAAUAUUUCUUUGUCAAGCCCGGACAGUUUAUUUACCCUGAUGAAAAUAAAACGGCUGGCAGCACAACUUUGUUCACUGCACUGCUUCAAAAAUGUUUGGACAGAGAUGUGACGCCAAUCUGUAAAUAUAUUCCUGGCAACAAUUUCCCUCCAAGAUUUGUAACACUGUUGCCUCAGAAAGAAGAAAUAGAUGAGCACAAGGUUCAAGUCACACCUCCAGGCUUUCAUGUUAUUUUUCUGCCCUUUGCUGACGAUUUUCGCAAAUUGAACUACGAUGCAAAACCUAAAGCCACCAAGGAACAGAUCGACAAAGCUAAAGAAGUGAUUAAAAAACUGAACUUUAAGUUCUCAAGUGACAAUUUUGAAAAUCCAGUCCUGCAGAAGCAUUGGAGGAACAUAGAAGCCUUGGCAUUGAAACGAGUUGACCUGGAAGAAUUUGUGGAUCAUACAAUGCCCCCAACAGAAGCUUUAAUGAAAAGAGCGGGAAAAGUUUUGGAAGAGUUUAAGGAUUUGGUUUUCCCUUCAGACUACUACCAGAAGACAAAGGCUUCUAGCAGUGCAGCCAAGAAAGCUAAGACUGAAGACGCUUUAAUAGACAUAGAUAUCAAAGAAGAGGCUCGUGCUGGAAGGCUGACUAAACUGACGGUGCCUAUACUGAAAGAAAUCAUCAAGAAACAUAAGAUAGCAACAACAGCCACGAGGAAGAAUGACCUCAUCGAUGCAAUCGUCCAACAUUUUGGAGUUUAAAGAAAACAUUUUGUUAACAUGUUUAUUUCUUUCAUGUCAUUCCUGAACAGAGUGAUUCACAAAUUGUUGUUAGAUUUAAGAAUUAUAUCUCUAGCAGAUUGUUAGUUGUUGUUUUUUUCCACACUAUUUCACUAUGUACAGUUGUGAUGUUUGUUCAAUAUUGCAGACCUCUAUGUUCACUGGAAUAUGUUUUACAUUUAGUGCCAUGUUGAGUUUUAAGAUACUGGUUAAUGUUAUGUACAUUAACAAAUUGACUGAACUGUAGUAAAACAAAUACAAUUCUGAAUUCUAAA